This is a messenger RNA of Psilocybe cubensis, 642 nucleotides long. RefSeq lists its product as uncharacterized. Lineage: Eukaryota; Fungi; Basidiomycota; Agaricomycetes; Agaricales; Agrocybaceae. Bases 1 to 642 code for a protein of 213 amino acids. The transcript is spliced from 4 exons. The record is from RefSeq and is a predicted model, not a curated record.
AUGUUCUCCCAACUUUUUGCCAUCGCUGCUCUUGCUAUCGCUGCUCAAUCUGUGGCUGCCGCGGAUUGCACUAGAAGCUACACCAUUCAAGACGGAGAUUAUUGCGACAAAAUCUCGCAAGCGCAGAAUGUGUCUACAUACCAGCUCGCUGUUGUGAACAGUGACUCAGUUGAUACGUCUUGCUCCAAUCUCAAACCUGGAGCGUCUCUUUGCCUUGCCCAGAAGCCAGAGGAAGACUGCCGUACCACCUACACCGUCGUGCUAGGAGACACCUGUGACAGCGUCGCCGCCAACAAUGGACUGAACACCACCAUUCUCUACUUGAACAACCCCCAGAUCAACGAAGGAUGCACUAACAUCUACACUGGCGAGGUUCUUUGCACUUCGAAGACCGUUCAAGUAGCUGCUAUCCCCGCUAAAGGUGUCUCCAUCGCCGCCCCUGGUUCUUCCACGACUCUCCUCACUCCAUCUGCCACAAAAGCUGCGAUUACACCCGCAAGCGCCGCCCCCGCCGCGGCUGCUACUCCAGCUGAUGAUGGAAGCUGCGACGAUGACGAUACUCCUGCGUCCAACGACGACGAUUGUGACGACGACAGCAACGAUGAUGACGAUGAUGACCUCCCUUUCUGCGACGAGAUCUAA